Messenger RNA from Acipenser ruthenus (sterlet), 1356 nucleotides. It is a transcript of the gene ccdc28a, whose product is annotated as coiled-coil domain containing 28A. Lineage: Eukaryota; Metazoa; Chordata; Actinopteri; Acipenseriformes; Acipenseridae. The record is from RefSeq and is a predicted model, not a curated record. The transcript has 6 exons. Bases 207 to 761 code for a protein of 184 amino acids.
GAAAUGUACUUUAAAAAUACACUGUAAAUAAACAGUUUAAUGUCUACAUUGAUCUGUCUAGAAUAAUUAAAUUAGGGUUUUGUUACGUUGGUGGUGCUAUACGAAGUUAACUCGUCGAAACAUUUUUCUUUUGGUUGUGCUGUUUUUGCCUACGCUACUACUAGUAGUACUAGCAGGUGGGAGCCGUGCAAUAACGGAGUGACCAAAUGGAGGAGAAGAAGUUAAAAAGAAAAAGCCCCAAGACCUCCACCAGCCAGGCAGCUCCCACUGGCAAUAGUAAGAAAAGUGCUAUGCCUACCAGUAGAAGCACAGCCUUCACCAAUAUGGGGGCGCAAACAUCAAGUCAAAAAACAAAAUUGAAAAGGGGCAUGAGAGAUAAAACAAGAUCCCAGGGUGCAGCUGGAAAAAGCACCCAGUCAGCACCAAUCCAGCACUCCUUUUUGACUGAUGUGUCUGAUGUUCAAGAGAUGGAAAAGGGCUUGCUCAGUCUCCUCAACGACUUCCACUCUGGCAAACUCCAGGCCUUUGGUAAUGAGUGUUCAAUCGAUCAGAUGGAACAUGUGCGGGAGAUGCAGGAGAAGCUGGCUCGUUUGAACUUUGAUCUCUACGGGGAAGUUGAGGAGUUGCCAGAGGACCAAAGAAAGGGGGCCAGCGACUCUAAUCUGGACAAGCUGAUGUCAAAUCUGGAGGAACUCAGUUCUUCAAUACAAAAAUUAAACCUGGCUGAUAUUCAGGAAGUCCCCCGGACCUCUGGCAUCUGAACAUACAGACAUGAACUUCAUCCUAGGAGAAACUCAACAGACUUCUCAGUAAUCUAUCAAAUCAGCACCAACUGAUCUGAUUUAAGAGCAUGUGCAAUAUGACACACUUUUUUUUCAGAAUUUCAGAUUAUAAAUUGUUGAUAGAUGAAAUGGUAGCUGGAUUACAAGUUGAAAGUUAAUGCUGUAGCUAAGUAAACUGGCUAAAUGCUAUUGUAUGAUUUAAAAUGUAAACAUAUUUAAACCUGUACUGUAUUUCUUUUUAUCAUAAUGCAAUUAAUUUAUCAAAACUUUCAGUGGAUUAUUAGUCUGUGCAUCCAUUAUUGUAAAACAAGAUACGUAGAAAUACUAAAAAGAAACCUCACAAGAUGGUGAUAAAGACUUCCCAUCAAAACAUUUAUCUAAGAAUUUUACUAUGGAUGUUUCUUUUUAGUAUUUCCUUUUUAUUCUCUUUUGCUAAGUACCUGUGAAGUGUGCUUUUAACAUGCCAGUUCUUAUUUUAUGCAUAUUGACUUUGGACAAUCUUUUAUCACCCAAUCCCCCAUCUAUGGUAACUCAGAGUGCCAAGAAUAUUAAAGUGUGUACUGUGUAAACGAAA